AUGUUCAAGACAAGGAACGUGUUAUUCGCAUUGGCAAUAGGACUAUUAAUAGUGCUGGGAACUGCCAUACUAGCUGCCUUCUUACAGGAAUCUCAUAAUCGGUUUGAUAUUGACGAUCCAGCACCGUCAUUCUGGCAAAAGAAGCAACAGCCUGCAAUAUGGAAACAGAAUGGAGAGCUAUCUACCUCCCAUGGAAAUGUAAUCAUGGGCAAAAUGAGUAAUGAAACAAUCAAAGUGCAAACCAACCGACAAUCAUUUAAAAUAGGCAGAACUUGGAAGAGCGACAUGGAGACUGAUACAUACUAUUGCUGGCAAGCUGCGCUCAUUAUUCGCCUCAUACUUCAAUCCAACCACUCACACUUUGUACGUACAGGCAAAUUCCCACUCGAUGCUAAAGAUGAAGAAAGACAAGCACUUCUGGACUGGAUACAUCUUACUUCACGUGUCUAUCCUUGUGGGGAAUGUGCCGAGCACUUCCAACAACUGCUCAAAGAACAUCCUCCCGACACUAGAGAACCCAUCUCGCGGCAGCCAUGUGAAUGUGCUCCAGAAUCACCAGAACUAAACCAUGAAAACGUGCUUGAACAUCUAACGUCGACGCUUAAUCUCUAUCAAUCUAUUCCGAAUACUGCUGUUUCGCAAGUGAAUGACCGUCAAUUGUCGAUCUCGGCUAAUGCUAUGAGACCACUGCUUACUUGCCCCGUUUGCUUGUGUGUCUUGAGAAAUACUGUGGCUGUUAUGGAGUGCAUGCAUCGAUUCUGUAGAGAUUGCAUCGUGACAUCAAUAAGGUUAGGAAAGAAAGAGUGUCCUUAUUGUAGGGUGCCUUGUCCUAGCAAAAGGAGUGUGCGGGCAGACCCACACUUUGAUGCUGUCGUUAGUUUGAUUUUCCCAGAAGACGAGGAUGAACAAGAGGAUGCCAAUAUGGCGCUUAUUGCUCGCCGUAACAGUCAGAAUCUUCAACAGCAGUAUGAGGAUAGAAUGAAGCGUCAAGCAGCUGCUACAAAGUCGCAUCGACAUCAUAGUGCUGACGCAGCACCUCCCGCUCCACUUCCCCCAUCUUCGUCUACAAGAGCAGGAAGCAGUAGAAAUCUACGCAAACGACCAGCUGAAGACGACAUCUAG
Synchytrium microbalum is the source of this 1122-nucleotide messenger RNA. RefSeq lists its product as uncharacterized. The record is from RefSeq and is a predicted model, not a curated record. Lineage: Eukaryota; Fungi; Chytridiomycota; Chytridiomycetes; Synchytriales; Synchytriaceae. The coding region runs from base 1 to 1122 and encodes 373 amino acids. The transcript is spliced from 7 exons. Gene Ontology annotation, molecular function: thiol oxidase activity.